AGCAUAUCAAUAUGCAAUGCAGUCUAAAAAAUAAAUAUGAUCAUCAUACAUGUCGUUUUUCAGCAGGUGUGGCUUGUAAAGAUGGAGGGAGUGCAUCCUCGUGAGGAGAAGCAGACUGAAACUGCUUGCUGUGCAUCCCAAUGUCCCAAAGAUGAAGAGGAGAGGCAGGGACAAGGGGCUAUGUUAUGGUCUAUCCAGGAGGCAGUGGAGAGGCAGACCAUGCAGAUAGGAGCGUCCGCCUGUGGGGCAACGGCCGUAGUGGACGUCCUACAGGCCCUCGGCAUCGUCGUGGCACCCGAGAAGGCUGACCGGUGUGUGCGGACGCGCCUGAGGAGGAACGAGGCGCCGCUGCCCGACUACCUGUUCUCCCGGAGCGAGGCCGGUACUGACCGUUGACCACUUACUGCACAUUCUAUUUAGCUAACAACCGUGCACUGUUUUCACAAUAAUCACCUGACCACAUCCGCAAACUCUAACCUAAUAACCACAAUUUAUGACAAGAAUCCUUGGCUCCAACCCUAAUUUGACUUAACACAACAGCCAACCACAACACUCAACCAGCAGUCUACUCUGACCACAACCGACCACCCUUAGAACUUCCUCACUAUACCACCAUUUCUCUGACUGGACCACAAGCCCUCAACCAUAACCACCAAAUGCUCUGUCAACUGUGUUUGUGUGUAUGUGUGCAUGCUUGUGUGUUUCUGUAUUUAUUUUUCACUGUUGUAUGUCUGUGAUACACCCUCCUUUCUGUCUCUUCCCCUCUCCCAGGCGCCACACACUCACAGCUGAUAGCUGGGGCGGAGCAGGCCAGUGGUGGGCGCGUGCUGGGUUGCCACUUCCCCCUCCACCCUCGCCGGCGGGUGAGGCUGGUACCCUGGCUGGCACGGUGGAUCCAGAGAGGGGCAGUGCCCGUGGCCACCAUGAACAUGCAACUGGCAGUGCCCGAGGGAGAGGAGGUUCCCGACGCAUGGCACCACCAACUCAUCUUUGGGGUCGGACCCAACACUGUCUAUAUGACCAACCCCCUGGAUGUGGGUAAGUUGUGUGUGUGUGUGUGUGUGUGUGUGUGUGUGUGUGAGAGAGAGUAUAGUCUGUGUGUGACUUCAUGCAUUCUAUGUCCCAGUGAGUGAGCAGGAGGUGCAUCAGCGACUCUGCAGUGAAUCUGUGUUGCUGAUACGUCGAGAGGAUGUGCUGCUGAGAUUGACAGCUGACGCCCCUCUGUCUAGCCUAUCAGACGACCAGUCUGACCCACGCUGGAAAGCCCUGGAUGUGGAGGGUGAGAGAGAGAUUUCACCACUCUUUGUUACUCUGGUCAUGUUCCCCUGUUCAGAUGUUGCAUGCAUCAACCAAUGGUUGUGUGCCACGUCAUCGACUGUGUCAUCAACUGACAGAUUGCUAUAACAUAUGAUGUGGUUUGCUGAUACGUAAAAUAGCUAUCCAGGCUUUUUAAGAUCUGGCAUGCAUCAGUAAUGCCUCGGCAGAGGAAAGUGCCCCCUGUCUGUCUGUCUGUCUGUCUCUCUCUCUGUUUCUCUCUCACACUGUCUCACUCUCUCUCUCACUCUUUGUCUCAGAAGAACACAUACAAACAAUUUAUUUCUGCCAAAGCAGGAUGUCAAUGACGAGUGUGUGUGUGUGCGUGCAUGCGUGCGUAUGUGCGCACACCUGUUCGUUUGUGUGGGUGUGGUCCUUUACUCCCUUAGGUCAAGUGAGGCAGAUGAUUCGUGAGGAAGACCAUGAUGAUGAAGAUCAGUUUAGGAUGAGCCACGUCGUGAUCCCCGCAGCGUACAGUUCAGGUGUGACGUUCUUCGCCCUCAGGGACUCAGACCUAGGGCAGGAGCUUCUCCACACCCCUGAACUCCCUUUGCUUUGA
Messenger RNA from Coregonus sp. 'balchen', 1873 nucleotides. The record is from the annotation of a GenBank genome assembly. NCBI's taxonomy places the organism in Eukaryota, Metazoa, Chordata, Actinopteri, Salmoniformes, Salmonidae.